Molecule: messenger RNA, 522 nt
Organism: Colletotrichum lupini
Lineage: Eukaryota; Fungi; Ascomycota; Sordariomycetes; Glomerellales; Glomerellaceae
Exons: 2
Coding region: 1-522 (173 amino acids)
Source: RefSeq, a predicted model, not a curated record
AUGUCAUCAUCAAGAGCUCUCCGCCUUCAAUCGGCCCUCCGAAACCCCAUCCUCCGCACCUCCGCACAGCUCGCACCCCGCCGGGGCUACGCCGUCAAGGAGCCCCCAGCACCAAACCCCAUAAACCCGUCCGGUUCAGCACCGUCCCGCCCGACUCCGUCCCCAUCAAACCCCAAGGUGGGAACCAAGCCAGAUGAAAUCAGCAACAGGCAAGCCUUCACUCUUUUCCGCCCUUCAUCACAGCUUCAAUUCACUCUUUGUGCACUCUACCUCGUCCUCGGCGUCGCCGCAGCCCUGGGCGGCACCUUCGCCUUCCUGACCGGCGCCCCAGACCGCGCAGCAGGCGUCGCGGACUCCGUCACCCGCGGCGGCGGGCCGUCCAUCACGCCCGGCCUGGGUCCCAAACCCUCGAGCGAGCGGAAUCUGGAGAACACGACGGGACGGGAUGCAAACCGGCAGACGGGGUUGGCGGGGAUAAAGAGCAAGCAGACGGACCCGAACCAGCUGCAGGCGAGCAAUUGA